Messenger RNA from Pisolithus orientalis, 1944 nucleotides. Its product is annotated as beta-glucan synthesis-associated. The record is from RefSeq and is a predicted model, not a curated record. NCBI's taxonomy places the organism in Eukaryota, Fungi, Basidiomycota, Agaricomycetes, Boletales, Pisolithaceae. Gene Ontology annotation, cellular component: plasma membrane; endoplasmic reticulum membrane. Gene Ontology annotation, biological process: fungal-type cell wall organization; (1->6)-beta-D-glucan biosynthetic process. Bases 1 to 1944 code for a protein of 647 amino acids. The transcript is spliced from 9 exons. Gene Ontology annotation, molecular function: glucosidase activity.
AUGGAAACACCCAAACUGCGGUCUCGCCUUCACUCGAGGCAAGACAUUUCUUUCCCAAGAGUCGCCUCUGAGGAUUCUCGAGUCCUAGGCUCCCAACUCCUUUCUCUGCAUGGUCAACGUGGCUCCAUGAUUCUCUACCGACUUUCCAUCUCAUGCAGUCAAAGAGAAGUCCCUCCUACGCCUGCAGCUCGUCGCACCGUUAGCGAUUGUAUCCUAUCUACUUCAGGAAGUUCCAUAUUUUCACUCUCAUCAGAUUCAAAGUACCCUUGCAGUACAUCUAGACACGGCAUCCUCAUUCCGUAUGUCUACGAUCCAGAUCUAGACAACAACUCCAACGAACCCGACAUAGACGACUUCCUUCAUGAUCCCGAAGGCAUUCGGUCCUCAAACACGUCUCCAAUUAGUUUGCGCGGUCUUCUCAACAUCGGAUCGCUCACCCUCCUUAUUAUCGGUCUUCUUUUUCUAUUCGUUUUUUAUCCCGUGUUUAGGUAUCUCGAAGACAAGACUCUCAAUGGUGCUGUGUCUGUCAAUGUCACAGGGCAGGUGCCAGGAUUAGGAAGCCUAUAUCCCUUGCCACAACUGAUCGAUCCGUCUACGCCAAUCGACGCACACACACGCACCGGGUUCGACGAUUAUAACUACGAUCUUGUUUUUUCUGAUGAAUUCAACCAACCCGGACGAACUUUUUGGUCGGGUGACGAUCCCUACUGGGAAGCUGUGAACCUGUGGUAUUGGACGACCGAUGAUCAGGAGUGGUAUGACCCUGGACAAGUCUCGACCAAAGAAGGAGGGUAUUUGAGUAUCGUGUUGGACCAAGUGGAGGAUGAAGGGAUGCCAUAUAGAAGUGGGAUGUUGCAAAGUUGGAACAAGUUUUGUUUCACAAGGGGGUACAUUGAGGUGUCGGUUAUGUUGCCGGGACCGAAUGAGGAGUCACAGGGCUACUGGCCUGCAGCGUGGACGAUGGGAAAUCUCGCACGACCUGGAUACGGCGCGACUACGGACGGUGUAUGGCCUUACUCAUACGACUCUUGCGACGUGGGUACAUUCCCGAACCAGACAUACGUCAAUGGGUCUGGGCCUGCAGCUGCCCUCAUGUCGGAGGCAUCCCAACCUGGAUACAAUUAUGCGUUAUCGUGGUUGCCUGGCCAGCGGCUUUCUUCAUGCACAUGUUCCAAUGAAGACCACCCCGGUCCUUCUCCUACGGUGGGGCGUGGGGCACCUGAAAUCGAUAUCCUCGAGGUCGCACAUAACAACUUGGGAGGAACGGGACAGACGGUAUCUCAGAGUGCGCAGUUUGCGCCGUUCACGCACGAUUACUUGUAUGGGAAUGGGUCGUCAGAGAUGUGGGAGGUGUUCGACUGUGGAACGGUGUCGAAUUCUUACCAGUAUGUUGCAUUUUUUCAAACGGUGUCUGCAUUGACAGAGCUCCCUUCAGAUGUCUAUGUUGGAUCUGGGAAUCAAUUCAUUACAUUCGGUUUCGAAUACUGGUCCAACCCUGAAAACUCCUCCGACGGAUACAUUAUAUGGCAAACGGGUGGACAACCAACUGCCCGGCUCGGCGCUGCAGCGUUGGGUCCGGAUUUGGGCCUGAACGGAACGCAGGUCGGGCAAAGGUUGAUUUCAUUGGAGCCGAUGAGCAUCGUGUUGAAUCUUGGGUUGUCGCCCGGCUGGCAAUCCAUCAACAUGAGCACACUAUCUUUCCCCGCCGAGAUGCGGGUUGAUUAUGUUCGAGUGUAUCAACGACACGGAGAAACUAAUAUUGGCUGUAGUUCGCCUGAUUUUCCAACGGAGGAUUAUAUUAAACGACAUAUGGAUUCAUAUACGAGUGCGUGCGCGUUUCUUCUUGCUUCCCUCUCGAACCCAGACGUUUUCCUAUCUUUUCUUGGCCAUGCUUCUUGCAGCGUGCAGGCCCGUGUGUGUAUUACCGUAGGCUUGGCUGGCUGA